Xyrauchen texanus (razorback sucker) is the source of this 3121-nucleotide messenger RNA. Its product is annotated as hairy/enhancer-of-split related with YRPW motif protein 2. Lineage: Eukaryota; Metazoa; Chordata; Actinopteri; Cypriniformes; Catostomidae. Bases 88 to 1083 code for a protein of 331 amino acids. The transcript has 5 exons. Gene Ontology annotation, molecular function: protein dimerization activity; DNA-binding transcription factor activity, RNA polymerase II-specific; RNA polymerase II cis-regulatory region sequence-specific DNA binding. The record is from RefSeq and is a predicted model, not a curated record. Gene Ontology annotation, cellular component: nucleus. Gene Ontology annotation, biological process: regulation of transcription by RNA polymerase II; Notch signaling pathway; anterior/posterior pattern specification.
GGACGUGGGCGUGAAUGUGAGACCGAGGCUCCAGCGGUUCGUGGGAAAGCCGCUCAGAGGGGUUUGGUGAGUGUACCUGAGCGCACCAUGAAGCGGCCUUGUGAAGACACCACGUCCGACAGCGAUAUGGAUGAAACUAUUGAUGUGGGCAGCGAGAAUAACUACUCUGGUCAAAGCAGCGGUUCAUUUAUAAGAUGUGGCUCACCUACCACCACAUCCCAAGUUAUGGCCAGAAAGAAGCGGAGAGGGAUCAUUGAGAAGAGACGAAGAGAUCGAAUAAAUAAUAGUUUAUCGGAGCUGCGUCGCCUGGUCCCAACAGCAUUUGAGAAACAGGGAUCUGCCAAAUUAGAGAAAGCGGAAAUAUUGCAGAUGACAGUAGAUCACUUGAAGAUGCUCCAGGCCACAGGAGGGAAAGGAUAUUUUGAUGCCCAUUCCAUAGCAAUGGACUUCAUGAGCAUUGGCUUCAGGGAGUGUCUAACUGAAGUGGCCAGGUAUUUGAGCUCAGUGGAAGGUCUGGACUCCAGCGACCCACUCCGCGUCCGCCUGGUUUCUCACCUCAGCAGCUGUGCCUCGCAGAGGGAAGCAGCCACUAUGACCACAUCCGUGGCCCAUCAACAGCAGGCCCUGCACCCACACCACUGGGCCACGACGUUGCAUCCCAUUCCCACUGCAUUCCUGCAGCAUAGCGGACUUCAAUCCUCAGAGAGCUCCUCAAGCAGGCCGUCUGAGGUCCAACAGAGGGGUGCAGCCCUGCUGACCUCCUCCUACACCCACAAUGACUCCGUACUAAGAGCACCCCCUACAGGCAGCGUCGCUCCCUGUGUACCGUCGCUGUCCAGCUCGCUCCUUUCAUUAUCAGCUACCGUUCACGCGGCAGCCGCCGCAGCUGCAGCACAAACCUUCCCUCUAUCAUUUUCCGGAGGAUUCCCACUCUUCAGCCCCAGCGUAACGGCAUCAAUGGUGGCUUCUUCGGCCAUAAACACUUCUGUUUCCACAUCCACCACAUCCCAACAGAGCAGUGGUAGCAGUGGAAGCAGCAGUAAACCAUACCGGCCAUGGGGAACUGAAGUGGGAGCGUUUUAAAUGUUGGAUUUGCUCAAAGCUCUUGUUGCAGCUGGACGUCUUCCACUCUUUGUACAUAAAAGAAAGUUUUGGUCACCACCAUGGGACUUUCUGUGACCAGUUUUACACACUCGUGCAUGUAUGCAACUCACUGGGAGGGAAAAAAAUAUUUUUACUCAUUACACUAAGUGGAAACCUUAAAGCAGAUAUGUGUCAUUUUUUUGAUGUUAAAUAAUUUUUCUUAACCCAGUUUAAUAUGCAGAGACAUCUAUAAGAAAGCCAUUCGUAGAUUGAUUCCCCUGAAAAGUGUAACUGGCUCUAUGGUGCUUUCAACUUUGAUCAGUUUGUUUGAACAUCCCAACCAGCCAGACAUAGCAACAUUGGUUCAGUCAAUGGCGUGAUUUUGGGGCAGGACUAUCUGUUCUAUCUACCAGUGGAAGUCGGAGUGUUCGGGAAAGCUGUUUGAAAACAUAGUUUUUUUUUGCAGUUCGGUUUAGUGACAGUAGUGGCGCAGAAUUUCACAUUUUACCUUUUUAAGAGUGAUAAGGGUGAUUGCCAUUUUUAAAGAAAAAUCCCCAUCAAUCUCUUUAUUUAUGUCAACUUCUCUCACUCAUCUACUUUGUUCUCAUAGGGAAAUUUGGCUUUUUGGUUUAAAGGAAUAUUCUGGGUUCUAUAAAAUUUAAGCUCGGUUGACAGCAUUUUUGGCAUAACGUUAAUUAUCAAAAAAGUGAUUUUGGCUUUGUUUCUUUAAAUAAAAAAGCAAAAAUCUGCGUUACAGUGAGGCACAGACAAUGGGACCAAUCUGUAAAUAUUAAAAUACUCACUGUUUCAAAAGUAUAGACAAAAUAUUACAAAAUAUUAAGUAUUAACAUGAUAACCUUUUCUGUGUAGUUAUAUCCAACUUUGUUGCCAUGACGGCAUAACGCUGUAAACCCUAAAACCCUAAAAUGACCAUAUAAAUUCAGAUUUAAACCACUUUACACAUUUAAACAAGUUUUAAGUGAAGAAUAAAUGUAAGCGCUUUUAUAAAAUUUUAAGUUUCACAUUUCUUCCUUAAACCCUUCAAAAAUUUUACCCAUUCACUUCCAUUGUAAGUGCCUCACUGUAACUUUGAUUUUUGCUUCUUUUUUUAAGAAAAGGAGGGAGUCUAAAUACUUUUUUCUGGUAAUCAUUAUUAUGCCACAAAUGCUGUCAAUUUAACUUAACUUAAAUUGAACCUGGAAUAUUUCUUUAACUUGUUUCAAGUGAAAAAGACUGUACUGUGGACAGCUCCUACUUAAACACUCCUAAAACUUAGGCUGUAGAGCACAGUGAGUUUGCUAGGUCAAAUAUGUGGCAUAUCUAAUACACACUUUGUAUUACACACACUGUCCUAAAACUUAUAUGCUGCAUUUGAGAUAUAAUGCUUUAAAAAUUGUCAGUUGAAUAAGUGUUUUGUCUGACUUUCACAAACUCUUACACACAAAGUAGUUUUAAACUUUUUUAAAGACAAACCAAAGGUUUUGCAGAUAAUAAUUUUUGUAAUCUUUGAUUUAACAAUCCAGUUUGUAAAUCUGUAUAUGCGUAAGAUUGUAACUAGAGUUUAUAUUGAAAUUAGAUUAGUAAAUUGGUAUGAUGCACUUCAAUCACUACUGUUUUGGGGAGACAGGAUCUUCUCCACGUUACACAUGAGACCUACUGAAAAUGUAAAAAAUAACAUUCACUAAAACUCAUAUGUGAGAUUCUCAGUUUAAUAAUACUUCUGUAAUUUUGUUAACUUUUUAAUAACCCUAUCACGUUCUGUAAGAUGUAACCAUUUUCUAUGCAAAAAAGAAAAAACAGAUACCCUGAAAAAAUUUAAGAAGUUUUGUUUUUCUUUUUAACACAUAAGCCAUAAAACCAUCAUUCCAUUUGCCUUCACCACAACAGAUUCUGGAAUGUUAUGAUAGAAAGUAAUUGCUUUUCCCAAGCAUAAUUUGAUGGGGGAAAAAAAACGAUUUUGGUUUUUCUAAUGAAACAAUCAACUUCAAUUAUAUGUGCCACUUCAACUAAUAAAUCUGUCAGCAAACUUUAAAGUUUG